Molecule: messenger RNA, 1345 nt
Organism: Rhododendron vialii
Lineage: Eukaryota; Viridiplantae; Streptophyta; Magnoliopsida; Ericales; Ericaceae
Exons: 2
Coding region: 114-1133 (339 amino acids)
Source: RefSeq, a predicted model, not a curated record
CCUGAUAACACGCUUAAGACCAAAACCCACUUGAGAUAGUUCAUAGUAGCCUAUAAAUACCAACAGAAACGUAGUGUUUUACCCAUCUCCUAACUUAUCUCCCUCGACAAGUCAUGAAGAUCUUAAGCAACAGUUGUUUUUUGAUCAUUCUGCUUCUCUUUGUAUCUGGUGCAGUACAAAUCAUCAAGGCAGAUUAUUGUACCUGCACGAACUACAAUAGCCACUGCUAUUACAAGCAGCUUCCAUGCCCAGCGGAAUGCCCUUCUGAAAAUCCGUCUAACCCAAAGGCUAAAGUUUGCUAUAUUGACUGCGACUCACCUAUGUGCACACCCGUGUGCAGAACUAGGAAGCCAAAUUGCAAUACCCCUGGAGCAGCAUGCUUGGACCCGCGGUUCAUUGGCGCAGAUGGCACUGUAUUCUACUUCCAUGGGAAAAGCAACGAGCAUUUCAGCUUGGUUUCAGAUCUCGAUCUGCAAAUCAAUGCUCGCUUCAUUGGCCUAAGGCCAGCAGGUAGAUCUAGGGACUACACAUGGAUUCAAGCUCUAGGAAUCCUUUUCGGCUCUCACAGUUUCUCUGUCGAGGCUGUCAAAGCAGCAACAUGGGAAGACGAAAUCGACCACCUAAAAUUCUCAUUCAAUGGCAAAGAGCUAGCCAUACCCGAAACAUACCCAUCUUUGUGGUUAUCUGCACAAAACGACCUUAAAGUACAAAGAACGUCGAGGAAGAAUAGUGUUUUAGUCACUCUACCAGGAGUUGCUGAAAUUUCAGUCAAUGUGGUGCCAGUGACCAGGGAAGAUGACAGAAUCCAUAACUACCAGAUACCUUCAGACGACUGCUUUGCUCACUUAGAGGUGCAGUUCAAAUUCUACGACCUUUCCACAAGGGUUGAAGGUGUGCUUGGCCGGACUUACCAACCAGAUUUCAAGAACCCGGCAAAGCAAGGUGUUGCAAUGCCGGUGGUGGGAGGUGAAAACAAAUAUAGGACCACAUCGCUUCUAUCUGCGGAUUGUGGUUCUUGUGUGUUUUCUCCAGUUGGGGUUCACAACAAGGAUGAAUCACUGGUUAUGGAUUUUGGCCUGUUAGAUUGCACAGCUGGGGCUAACAGUGGGAACGGAAUCGUUUGCAGGAAAUGAGUUCCCUACUUCACGAACUACUCCUGGAAUUUCCCAUGUUUUUUUCUUGGUUAAUAAUUCAAUGUUGCUUUGUAGGGAGAAAGGAGUGGUGUGUCUUAUGUUUUAUCCUUGAGUCUUGCAAUCUCAAUUGUGUUGCAUUGAAAGUGGGAAUAAAUGUAAUCAUUUAAGGUUUUUUUUCCGCUGGGGUGAUAAUAUACGUCUGAAUUUCAAUA